Molecule: messenger RNA, 2008 nt
Organism: Oryzias latipes (Japanese medaka)
Lineage: Eukaryota; Metazoa; Chordata; Actinopteri; Beloniformes; Adrianichthyidae
Gene: cyth1b
Product: cytohesin 1b
Biological process (GO): regulation of ARF protein signal transduction
Molecular function (GO): guanyl-nucleotide exchange factor activity
Source: RefSeq, a predicted model, not a curated record
CACAGUCCUCAUUUAGCCGCUGGCAUGCAUCCCUCCUCCCCGCUCUGCUGGAUUUAGAGCUUGAUGAUUAGAGAUGCAGGGAGGCUGGACCGCUGCUCUGCAGGAUUGGGACUAGGAUUGACAAACUCUGCUGCCAAGGCGGCUUCAUUGCUCCGCUGCCAUCAGACCGGACUCUUUCAAACUGGUCCGGAGCCGUGGAACGCCGCACCGGGAGAUUUGAGGAGGUGAAGGUCCGGUUUCGGCUGAGCAUUUCUGCGUGGGCUUUGAUCCUUCCACAGAUGAAGAACGAGUGAGCGUGCGUGUGCAAACCGUCACGUCUUCCUGUGAAAUUGAGCGAGCCGGAAACCUGGUGCCCGAUGAUCUCAGCCCAGAGGAGCAGCAGGAGCUGGAGAGCAUCCGCCGCAGAAAGCAGGAGCUGCUGCAGGACAUACAGAGGCUGAAAGAUGAGAUCGAAGAGGUGACCAGUGAAAUAGAGAAUCUGGGUGUGACUGAAGAGAGGAAAAGCAUGCAGAGGAGUAAACAGAUGGCUAUGGGCCGGAAAAAGUUCAACAUGGACCACACAAAGGGGAUUCGCUUCUUGAUUGACAGCUCACUUCUGAAAAACACCAGUGAAGACAUCGCCAAGUUCCUGUACAAGGGAGAAGGGCUGAACAAAACGGCCAUCGGGGACUACCUGGGGGAGAGAGACGACUUCAACAUCAAAGUGCUUCACGCUUUCCUGGAGUUGCACGAGUUCACGGACCUGAACCUGGUGCAGGCUCUCCGGCAGUUUCUGUGGAGCUUCCGGCUGCCCGGCGAGGCUCAGAAGAUCGACCGAAUGAUGGAGGCGUUCGCCCAGAGAUACUGUCACUGCAACCCAGGAGUUUUUCAAAGCACGGAUACCUGCUACGUGUUGUCGUUCGCCGUCAUCAUGCUGAACACGAGUCUGCACAACCCCAACGUGAAGGACAAACCCUCGGUCCAGAGAUUCACAGCGAUGAACCGAGGAAUCAACGACGGAGGAGAUCUGCCUGAGGAUCUGCUGAGAAAUUUGUAUGACAGCAUCAAGAACGAACCCUUUAAGAUCCCGGAGGAUGACGGCAACGACCUCACACACACUUUUUUCAACCCUGACAGAGAAGGCUGGCUGCUAAAGCUCGGAGGGGGACGAAUGAAGACCUGGAAAAGACGCUGGUUCAUUCUCACAGACAGCUGCCUGUACUACUUUGAAUACACCACUGAUAAGGAACCCAGAGGGAUCAUUCCACUGGAAAAUCUGAGCAUCAGAGAAGUCGAGGACUCGAAGAAACCGAACUGCUUUGAGCUCUUCAUCCCCAACCACAAAGAUCAGGUGAUCAAAGCCUGUAAGACGGAGGCCGACGGCCGCGUCGUCGAGGGAAACCACACCUUUUACCGAAUCUCCGCUCCGACUGCAGAGGAGAAGGAAGAAUGGAUCAAAAGCAUCAAAGCUGCCAUCAGCAAAGACCCGUUCUAUGAGAUGCUGGCUGCUCGGAAAAAGAAAGUCUCCACCCUGAGAGGCUUGUAGAUGUGCAGAGGACAAACCUCAGAGGACCUGAUCCUGCAGCUGCACUGACACUGGUUCAGAGGACUCAACUUUCAGAAGCUCCUCCCACUAUCUUCUGAGCCGAUGUACUGUCAGCAACAACACCGGCUUACAAGCAGAAUUGUUUUAAUGGUUCCAGACAAAUCUGCUGGAAUAACCAUCCAUGUUUUUAGUCACUGGAGCUCCUUGAACAAUUUAUCCCAAUUGAGUUAAAAAAAAGUUUUUUGCUCCACAAAAGGUAAGAUAAACAUUGCUAUAUUUAUAAAAAAACCACACAAAGCCGUUAUAAAAUAUCUUUUUUAGGUCACCAUCAGACACCGCCUGGAUCUUUGGUGUUGGUCUGGCCGCAUAAAUGCUUGGAAUAAAUCUGUUUUUUCCUGCUGUUGGUCUUUUGUCAGAGCUGAAAGAACACAAUAUUUAUUUUUCUGUAAUUUAUUGCUUUUCUCAAUAAAACUCUGAACUACA